AUGAAGUUCUCGUACUCGAUCUUUGCUUGCGCCCUUCUCGCUUCCGGAUGGGCCGACCUCGCACGGACUCAGGACGUCGGCGCCGGCGGUGGUAGCAUCGGGUGAGUUCUCUCGCUCGGCUCGGACCAUGGAGCUCCUAAGCGCGUCUCUUGAGAUCGAGCCCCGAGCCCCGAACGCGUCAUGGUUGCUCACUCCUACUCCUCACACGCUUUUUAUCUUUCAAGGGUUUCUCUCCCACCGACGACCCCCUCCGAUCCCAGCUGCACCGGUUCAAACGAAUGGUUCUCUCCCUACCGGUCGACGUUUGAAGCGCACGAGCGCGGCGAGAACCUUGAUCAACUCAAACAGCCCGGCUCGAUCGACGACUCGGAGUACCUGCUCAACCCCGACUUCAGCAUCAACAAUUGUCAAACAACACGGUACUACUACUUGGACAUUCACGAGACGCGUGCGGCACCGGAUGGGCUCGAGAGGGAGAUGUUCUUGUUCAAUGGCCGGAUCAAUGGACCCCUGAUCGAGGCGAACCAAGGUUCGCUUUCGUCGCUUUAGGGAUCUGCUGUCAUUAGCCGUACAGAUUGUUGACUCUUCCUCACAACCUUAUUGUCUCCCAGGUGACACCAUCGUCGUUUACGUCCACAACUACCUCGACGUCGGCACGACGGUGCACUGGCAUGGCCUCGCGCAGAACGGCACCGGUUGGGCCGACGGUCCGCUCGGUAAGUCCCUUCGACCAUACCUCUUUCCCCCGUUCAAGACUCUACGUUUUCUAAUGCAUUCCCUUCCGCCUCACCACAGGUGUCACUCAGUGCCCCAUCCCACCCGGAACGACAUUCGUCUACAAGUACACGCUCAGCCGACCUGACCAGUGCGGAACAUAUUGUACGUUGUAACAGUCCGGCGUGUCCUUCGUGAUGUGGGACUCAUUCAGGGGUACAUCGUAACGUAUAGGGUAUCAUGCCCAUCGAUUGGCUCACUACGGUGAUGGACUCGUUGCUCCUUUGAUCAUCCACUGCCCCGGUGACCCUCUCAAGCGAGGCGACCUGUAUGACAUCGACCAAGUCGUCGUCAUCCGAGACCACUACCACCCCUUGUCGACGCGAAUCGUCAACUCCCUCCUCGUCAACGGUAGUUUCCAAGGAUCCGCCUUGACACCUUCUCCAAAUUCGGGUCUCAUCAACGGUCGUGGUCGCUACGACUGUUCUUUCGCCCCCGAAGGCUCGGUCUGCACCGACAAUGCCACCCUCACCGAGUUUAAGUUCCCUAAAGGUUCUCGCGUUCGUUUGCGCCUCAUCAACUCUGCGGCCCAUGCCCAGUUCUUGGUCUCGGUCGAUGAGCAUCCUCUCAACGUCGUUGAAGCUGACGAUACGCCCGUGUGGCAGACGACGGUCCAUCGUGCUCCCAUCAACAUAGGUCAACGCUAUUCGAGCAUUAUUAAUACUGCCGAUAACAAUGACGGUGAUUCGUUCUGGAUGCGAGCCGACAUCAACACGUGAGUAUCGCCUGUGAUCCGUCGGGUGACAUUCGUUGCUUCGAAACUGAUGAAUCAUGAGUCGGAACGGUUCUCACAGGGCAUGCUUCGGCGCCAACUUCACCGACCUGAACCCCGAAGUCAAGGCGAUCAUUCGGAUCGGGUCAGCGUCAUCAUCAUCGUCACCGUCAUCUGAAAACGGGUCGAACCCUCCAUCGCAAGGAUCUCCCGGCGACUCGAGUGAUUUCUCAGGUGACCAGUCUGGUGGUGAUAACCCGUCCGGUUCUCAACGGUCUUCGAACAACAAUGGUACGGGCGAUGAUGACACCCCGAAUGGUGGUGGUGAUGGAUCAACUGACAAAUCUCGGAACUCGACCGGUGACGGACCCAACGGAUUCGGCGGCCAUGAUACAGGUAACUCAGGAGAUGUACCUGACGGCUCUGAUCGGUCCGACAACUCUGACGACAGCGACGCUUCCGGUGAUGGUGGGAAUGGCUCCGACGAUCAGGACAAUUCGGCCGGUUCGGACGACUCGGGUGAUCAGCAGGGAUCACAGGGAGAUUCUCCAUUUAAGAAGGCCGCGCGCCUGAGCAAAAGGAACGACAACAACAACAACUCUGAAUCCAACACUGACACGAAUCAAAACCUUCCCACGUCUACCGAUUGGUCCGACGCCGUCAACGGAAGCUGCCAUGACCUUGCCGAGAGUGAGUGCCACCAGGCCCCGUGCAUCCCUUUUCGGCAAUGAACCCUUUUGACUAAUCAGAUUCCUUCCACUGUGAUGAUCAGGCACCCUCGUUCCUCGGGUACCUUUCAACCCACCUGGGGCCAACAUCAGCCAUGAGUUCAGAGCGACGAUCCUGACCACCCCAUCCGGCGCCACCGGUUUCGCCGCCAACAACGUCAGUUUCGAGUCCUUCGUCGACGACCCCUUUUUGUUCCGCGUCAACCGAGGCGACGACAUCCCCGCCGGACUUUCGGCCUCAAUUGUUCUCGACGACAAGUCUCUCGCUCACGACAUCAUCAUCAACAAUGUCAACCCCGUCGAUCAUCCUUUCCAUUUGCAUGGCGUGCAGAUGCAUCUCAUCGCGAGGGGAAAUGGCACGGUCGAUGCGGACAGCAUCUCGUCCGUCGCGGUCAAUCUCAACAACCCGAUUCGAAGGGACACGAUCUCGGUCACUGGCAACACAUAUGUAAUCGUUCGUGUUAUCCCUGAUAAUCCCGGAGUCUGGGCUUUCCAUUGUCACAUUUUAUACGUGAGUCUUUGUGCACGUCGGGGUUCUCUUCAUGAACCGAGCUGACAGUGUCGUCUUUUUCCGAACAGCAUCAACUCCUGGGUCUGAUGGGUGUGGUCGUGAUCCGUCCCGACUUGAUUCGCAAGAUGGAGAUCCCCCAACACGCCCGAGACGUAAGUAUGCCUGACCAAUCGAAUAGAUCCAUCCGAUCCCUGACCCCUCGCUGUGUACAUCCCUUACAGCUCUGCACACGCGGCAGCAGCCUGAAUGACGCCAACAACCAAAACCCGCAAGCCAACAUCGAGCCCGGUCGUCGCAUUCGUCGCAGUAUCAACCCUCUCCUCCCAUCAAAAGACUUCGUCAGAAAACGCCUUUCACUCAAUCAGGACUGA
Molecule: messenger RNA, 3096 nt
Organism: Microbotryum saponariae
Lineage: Eukaryota; Fungi; Basidiomycota; Microbotryomycetes; Microbotryales; Microbotryaceae
Source: the annotation of a GenBank genome assembly